AUGUCGGCAAACACUUUCUACGCAUACUUUUUUCUGCUGGCGCUGUGCAGCGUUUGCUCCACAACGAAGGCAUUCACGCUGAACCUCACCGAAAGCUGUGACGCCAACCAAAUCUACUUUUGCACUUUGACCAAUCUGAGCAGCACACUGCGCGAUCCAUUGCUCGUGGCGAAUGCUACUGCACCGCAGCUCAGCGAGCUGGUGCUGCGCGACUCGAUAAUUCCACGCGUACCACGCUCACUACUCGACCAAGCGCCCACAUUGCAUGGCUUCAUCAUGCACAACUGUGAACUGCAGCGACUCACCGUCUUCGAUUUUCCAACCGGACAUUCGUUACAGACUUUAGUACUUCAAGCGAAUCGCAUUUCGGAUGUGCCGGAAAGAGUCUUCGAGACGCUUUACACGCUACAAAAGCUCCUGCUCGGACGCAAUAUGAUACAUAUGGUGCAUAAGAAUGCUUUCGCCGGUUUGCGGCGUCUACGUUAUUUGGAUUUGCAACAAAACGAUAUAAGCGAGCUGCCCGCGUCACUGUUUGACGAGCUCGGCGCGUUGGAGCAUAUUGAUCUGAGUUCGAAUAACAUCCAGCGGAUCGAUGUCAACACUUUUGCACGAAAUUUGCAUCUUCAAACGGUGCUGCUGGGCGAUAACAGUUUCGCCACCUUUGAGUCAAAUUCUUUGGCACACUUGAUACAUCUGGAUCUGCUCGACAUUAGCAGCAGUAAUGUGAAGGUGCUGCGCUUACAGUCGGUCGACACGCUUUUGGUGCAGGGUGGUGCGCUGGAGGGCAUCGUUAUUUCGGGAAGUGCCGUGAAAGUGCAUGCCGCCAACAAUUUACUGACCAAGUUGGAAAUCGGAGAUAAACUCAGUGUGCGUGAACUGGAUCUACACGGUAAUCGACUGGAGUCGCUAGACUCUAUAAUGGGUAUGUUCAAUAUGCAACGUCUGGAUGUGGCACGCAAUCAGUUGCAAACAUUACGCACUUCAGAGUCACCACUGUAUCUGGCGCUACCGAAUUUAGUGCACUUGAGCUUGUCAACCAAUCAAUUGAAGAACCUAACACUGGAGACAUUUCUGCUACUACAAAAGCUAACACAUCUCGAUUUAUCUUUCAAUAAUCUGUUAAAUUUGGAUCAGCGGCUCUUUGAACCGCUCGUCAAUCUGGAGAAGUUCUACAUUGAAGGCAAUCGCUUGCACAGCUUCGAUUAUGAGAAAUUCGUUGAGUCGCAUGAGUACGUGAAGGAGUUCGGCAUUUUCGAUAAUGAGUGGGAAUACCGUUAUGUGCGCACAAUGGUUGACUACCUAAAAGAGCACAAUAUUCAGCUACCAGUGCGCUUUACUUCGAACAGCAAUGGCAACAGUGGGGGAAAUCACAUUGACACGACAUUGAACUCGCUUUCGGCAUCCGAUAAGGCGGCUCAUCAUCGUUACGCGUCCACUGCUAGUUCGUUAAAUGAUUUCGACACGCCCGAUGCUGAUAUGCCGGCAGCGUCGUCAGCGGCGGCAGCAAUGACUGAUAUCAGUGGUAUUCACCCGUACCUCACCACCCGCGAUGUGCUCACUUUGGUCAUAUUGUUGUUGGUGUUUUUGAUUUUGCUGCUACAGCUUCUCAGCUUUCUGCGUGAGGAGGAGUGUCUGCCCACUUGUUGCAAUAGACUCGCGCGAAAUGCGCGCACCAACAAUCGUCGACGCCUCGAGGAGGAAGAAGAGGACUCAGAAGUAUAGACCUAACUCAUGGGAUUCUAAGUGAUAUAAUAGAGUGAUAAAGUGUCAUACUUGAGUUAAUUUCUAUAAAAUACCAAGUCAAGAUUUGAAAAAUAAAUAGAUGCAUAUGUAUAUAA
Bactrocera neohumeralis is the source of this 1838-nucleotide messenger RNA. RefSeq names its product platelet glycoprotein V-like. The transcript has a single exon. The coding region runs from base 1 to 1722 and encodes 573 amino acids. Gene Ontology annotation, molecular function: protein binding. Lineage: Eukaryota; Metazoa; Arthropoda; Insecta; Diptera; Tephritidae. The record is from RefSeq and is a predicted model, not a curated record. Gene Ontology annotation, cellular component: extracellular matrix.